AUGGGAACAAUGAAAACCCUUUUCCUCCUCACUUUAACUUCCACAUUCUUCUUCUCCACCUUCUCCCAGGAAGCAUCAGUUUUCUCCAGGCAAGCCAACUUGGAAACCUACAUUGUGUUUGUAGAGAAACCAGAAAACCUGCUAGAAUCCAAUCUACAUGACUGGUACACCACAUUCCUCCCGGAAACUACUUCGAGUCUAAGCUCGAACCAACCACGAAUCGUCCACUCCUACCGCAACGUGAUCACAGGCUUCGCAGCUAGGCUCACACCACAGGAAGCCAAAGCAAUGGAACAGAAGGAAGGCUUCAUCGCAGCUCGGGUCCAGCGAUCUUUCUCACUACACACAACCCUCACUCCCAAGUUUCUCGGGCUGCCACGGAGGCCAACAAAGCUAGGAGCUUGGAACGCCUCGAAUUACGGAGAGGGAGUGAUCAUUGGUAUGAUUGACUCGGGGAUAAAGUACGAUCACGCUUCUUUCUCCGACAAAGACAUGCCUCCCCCGCCCUCCAAAUGGAGAGGCAGGUGUGACUUCAACGGCAAGCAAACAUGUAACAACAAGCUCGUUGGUGCUCGAAGCUUCGUCUCUACUGCUCGAGGCACUGAUCUACCGUGGGAAGAAAGCUACCAUGGGAGUCAUACUUCAGGGAUAGCUGCAGGGUGCCCUGUAGAUGGUGCCAACGUGUUUGGACAAGCGAAUGGGACAGCCAUGGGGAUCGCGCCUAGAGCCCAUUUGGCAAUGUACAAGGCCUGUGGAGAUUUCUGCGACGAAGGUGAUGCAUUGGCAGCAAUCGAUGCUGCUAUUGAUGAUGGCGUUGAUGUGCUCUCAAUCUCCCUUGGACCUCCACAUCCUUUUCCAUUCUACAACGAUGGGGUUGCGUUGGGUACAUUUAGAGCCAUUCAAAAGGGUAUCUUUGUGAGCUGA
Molecule: messenger RNA, 924 nt
Organism: Linum trigynum
Lineage: Eukaryota; Viridiplantae; Streptophyta; Magnoliopsida; Malpighiales; Linaceae
Source: the annotation of a GenBank genome assembly